UGCUAUCGACCCGAUGGUUUUGGACAAGGCCGGGGGUGGUGCAGUUAAAUAUGUGGCAUUCGUAAUAAUGUAUUCAUUUUAGUUGUGUCUAGCUACGUGUGUCAACGUUGACAAAUCUUUGUUGCGUCAAGUGAAAUUUAUAUAGGCCUAGCGCUACCUAUUUCCUGCUCAAGUCACAUGACUAGAGCAGGACUUCAUGCUCAACACCAACCGUGCAGCAGGACUUCAUGGGAUCUGUCUGGCUAGUCGCUACGAAACGGGAGUGUUGACAAGCAGAAGGGUUUGUUUCUCUGAAGAUUUUAUUGUCGUAAAACUUCCACGUGACCGAGGACAGAGGGAUUUAGUUUUUUUUUUUUUCUUCUCGAGUGGAACACACAGGCCUGUCCUUAAAGCUGUUCAUCUGUCAAUGCCAGGGUAGCAGCCACAUUGAAUGAGGUUUCAGUCUCACAUGGGCAAGAUGGACAGAUCAUAACAAUUACAUCAAAGGUGCAGAUUUGAUUUCGUAAUGACAAGCUGCUGUGCAGAAGAUGUCCACGCUGUCUGCGACUGAUAUCACAGAUGUUGGUCCUGGUGAGGUGUUUGACGGGGCCCCAGAGCUGCAGCUGGACUGCCUCUGCAGUGGUGACGACCGCAGCAGUGCAGAAAUGAAGCAUGAGGGCAACCUCCUCCCCCUGGAACCACCCGACCAUGCAGGGUUUUCCAGCCCCCCCCAGAAAGGGCCUUCCUCACUAGCUGAGAAGAGCAGCCCACUGCCCAUGGAGCCCAGUGACAUCAAGGCCGACCCCGCCGACAGCAUGCCUGCCAACACAGAGGGCCAGCCGGUGAAGAGGAAGAAGGGUCCAGCCCCCAAGAUGCUGGGGAACGAGGUGUGCAGCGUGUGCGGGGACAAGGCCUCAGGCUUCCACUACAACGUGCUGAGCUGCGAGGGCUGCAAGGGCUUCUUCCGCCGCAGUGUCAUCAAGAGUGCCCAGUAUUCGUGCAAGAACAACGGCCGCUGUGAGAUGGACAUGUACAUGCGCCGCAAGUGCCAGCAGUGCCGGCUGCGCAAGUGCCGUGAAGCGGGCAUGCUGGAGCAAUGCGUUCUCUCAGAGGAGCAGAUCCGAGUGAAAAAGAUGAAGAAGAACGAAGAAGAGACUGCACGCACGUCUGCCGUGGUGACCCCCACCCCGGUGCCGGAAGUGGUCCCGCUGGCGCCCGAGCAGUUGGAGAUGAUCGAGAAGCUGGUGGCCAUGCAGAAGCAGUGCAACAAGCGCUCGUUCAUCGACCGGCCCAAAGUCACGGUGAUUCCGUGGCCCCAGAGUCAGGACCCCCAGAACAGGGAGGUGCGGCAGCAGCGCUUUGCCCACUUCACUGAGCUGGCCAUCAUGUCGGUCCAGGAGAUAGUGGACUUUGCCAAGCAGUUGCCUGGCUUCCUAGAGCUCACCAGAGAGGACCAGAUUGCCCUGCUGAAGACCUCAACCAUUGAGAUCAUGCUGCUGGAGACAUCGCGGAGAUACAACCCUGCCAUUGAGAGCAUCACGUUCCUGAAGGACUUCAGUUAUAACAAGGAGGAUUUUGCCAAAGCAGGGCUGCAGUUGGAGUUUAUCAACCCCAUCUUUGAGUUCUCCAAGGGGAUGAACGACCUGCACCUGGACGAGGCGGAGUAUGCUUUGCUCAUCGCCAUUAACAUCUUCUCUGCAGGUCAGAGGUCAAGUGACCGGCCCAAUGUGCAGGACCAUGAACUGGUGGAGCGACUGCAGCAGCCGUACGUGGACGCACUUCGUUCUUACAUCAUGAUAAAGAGACCAAAUGAUCACCUGAUGUUUCCACGCAUGCUCAUGAAGCUGGUCAGCCUCCGCACCCUCAGCAGCGUCCACUCUGAGCAGGUCUUCGCCCUGCGCCUCCAGGACAAGAAGCUCCCGCCGCUGCUAUCUGAAAUCUGGGACGUCCACGAGUGACUCCGCUGAUGCCCUCACGGAACUCUGCUGCGCUUCGCAGACAUAUGUACUUGGAUGGACACUAACAUUGGGUCUGUCUUUCAAGUGUUGAAAAAAAAGACUUGCGAAUGAAGCGACGUCUCCCAGGCUACCCAAACACGACGAAUCAAACCUACAGAUUGGUUGCCGGAUUGGAGGAACAUUUUUUAAUUAAUUUUUUUGUGUCUUCUGUGCAGUUUGGCAGGAUAUUGAUGCUCCUCUGUCCUGCAGACUGGGACUAAUCUCAUGGGGGAGGUUGGGGCAUAGAAAUGGAAUGAAUAUAAUUGGUAUUUCUAUGGGUUGAGGAUUGUGCACACCUGAUUUCUGUCCCUCGCCCAUUCCGUUGUAUUGAAGGUGAGACGGCUUGUGGUGAGAUUGUGCUGCCAUGGUCAGUUUGGCUCAGACUUGCUAGCCAGUGUUAACCAUUAAAUCUGUUGAUAGUCAGUCUCAUGAUAGACAUCUUUAACGACAAUUGCCAUGAAGCUUCAAUUGCCAUGAAGCUCCACUCUCAGAUCCACAUCAUCAAUGAUAACCCCAUAGUGAAAAUAAAUGGAAAAAUACAUGUUAUAGCCCUGUGUUGCAAUGGGAUAGGAUAUAGAGGUAUUUUAACUGCUGCCCAAUGUUAAGAAAUGUCUUAUUGGUGCCCACUGUCCAGAUGUAUGUUAGAAUGGUAGGUCACCUGCUUGAUACUGUUGCGAUUUUAGCAGUUUAAUAUUCAGCCAUCUGAUUUGUUCUCUCGGAAGGAACAGGAAAGCAAUUCUGAUUGGUGUUGAAUUGUUUAAGGUAAAGUGAUGGUAUAGAGAUGCGUAGUCUACCACUUCCAAGCGCAGGGCCCCCACCAACCAUUUGUAAAUGCACUCAAACAUUGAUUUCCAUGUACAAAGUAUAUAUUACUAUGACAAAAUAUAUAUAUUUAGUAUGCCCACAAGUGAAGACAUCCAUACAAAACGACUGUACAAUCAACACUCACUAACGCACAAGCAAGCAGUGAUUUAUUUUUAAGCAUGACUGGGUAUGUGACGGACAAGUUGAGACCUUAUACACUGGAACAACUUCAAUGCUACGCUAGUUAGUAGUAAGCUUAGGCUAUGGGUGGGGGCACAAAAAAAUCUGAACUCAUCAUGCAGUGGCUCGUGGGUCUGCUUACCCACAAUCUGCCCCGCCUACCUUGCGAGCAAAACAUUUUAGUGCUCCUCCCUCAUGACAGCAAAGAGAACACAUUUUAGUUUUAAAGUUAAUUUCCUGCAAUUCUACACAUUUUGCCUUAGGGCGGAGGCAAAUGUUCGCAGUUUUUAAUAUGAUAACUGAUUUAUCAACCGGUCGGUAAUUUGACCAGGCUUACUUCAAGUUUGGUAUAUUUAGCUGGCUGCUAGACUAUCUAAUUAAGUGACUGCUGAUGCACAACCAAAUUUUUAAAUUGCACUUUGUCUUUUAUUAUUGUAACUCGCAACAGUAAGUUGAGACCCCAUCCCUGGUCUAGUCAUAUGUACGGUCCUCCCCUCCACCAAAUCAGCAUGAUUCAAGACAUCUGAGUUGCAACUUUGUCUAAAAUGUGCUUUGCAUCCCACAAUAGUUGGAAUAGCAAAAUAAGUAAAAUUGUGCUCCUUGUGUGGGCACCGCAGUGUUUUCUUCAACAGUAACAUUUCUGGGUUACACUUUAUAACUUCAAUGAAUAAACCAUUGUAAAUGUUUAAAUGCUUAUAUACAUUAUGAAUGUCUACUAAUAAUGAAAUACUCAAUAGUUUAAAACUAUAAAUGGUUAUUCGUGAAUGUUAUUCUAGUCUGACCCAUUUGAUUACUAAUAAGGCCAUUCUAACGUUUCACUCGACUAAGCUCUGUUAUUCAUCUUUUUUUUUCAUGAUGCUGUUUCUAUCACAGUCCUUUGUAUGAUGAUGACUUCUCUAAUGUGACACUUUUAUUAAACAAACGUUCAGAAGGAAUUAGAGAAGGAAAGCUUUUUUUUGUUGCGAUUUCUGAGUGACAGUUUUGUCCAUUCCUUACCUUACAACUCAAAUCAGUGUGAAAUAGAGGAGAGUUGAGGACUCAGACAAAAUGGGGAGAUUUAUCAUAAGUUGCACAAUAUGUCAAAGUAGCACAGAGAUAAGGGAGUAAGAUAUAUGGAACAAUUACUCGAUGGAGCUUUCAGUUAGGAGAAGAAAUGCAAUUAUUUAACAAAUAUGAUCUUGUGUGAUAUUAGGGUUGGUGGACGACAAAUAGGAGACCAAUGUCAACCAUCAGGUUAUGGCUAUUUGUUUUAUUUAGUUUGGGUUGAUAUUGAGACUGUCUUUUGAUCGAGCUGACUCAUAACCUGAAGAUGGUUCUUCUACACUAUUCAAAGGGUUUGCUCUUCCCUGGGCAUGCGUGUGUGGAGCCAUCUAUUUUCAAUUACUCUUGAGACAAUGUCUCAACCAUACAAUCCCAGUUUUCCUAUUUUUUUUCCCUUCAAUAUGUAACUCAUACCAGCGAAUGAUUGUCUGCAUUGAAAUUACAUUAUUUCAGUAUUUUCAAUAUUAAUAGAAAUCUAAGCAUUAACACAAGGUAUGCCAUUAAUGGUAUGGGGUCUUAGGUCUAAAUGAUGUUUUCAGUUGUUUGGAAUACACAAUGUUCCUUGACAUUAUUGUUAAUACUGUUGGUAACUGAAAGUUGAUUGUAAUAGAAUUUACGACAUU
Molecule: messenger RNA, 4624 nt
Organism: Salmo salar (Atlantic salmon)
Lineage: Eukaryota; Metazoa; Chordata; Actinopteri; Salmoniformes; Salmonidae
Source: RefSeq, a predicted model, not a curated record